UGGACCCUGGUCAACGCGUCGCGAGCUGUCACCCAUUUGCUCACCACCAAAUCGGUGACAGCUCGCGAACCGGUCACCAGAGCUACGACGGGCAUCUGGCUCCCCAGAAAUGCUUCUCGAGCAUCUCAAUCCUUGGUAUCGCCCCGCAUCAGAAUUCGAGCCAACCCCCUUUAUCGCCCUCUUCUUCCGAGCUCCUGUCAAGCUACUCCUCUGCCAUGCAUACCACCUUCUCAUAUGUCUGCGCUCAACCCCGAAGCCUCUACAACAUCCAUCCAUUCGAGUCGUUUGCAUCUCUGAUACGCACAAUUUGAUACCGGAAGAUGUACCGGAAGGCGAUCUGCUCAUCCACGCUGGGGACAUGACCAAUGACGGAAGUGUGGCAGAAAUACAGAAACAAAUAGACUGGCUGAGCUCGCUCCCGCAUAGAGAGAUUGUAGUGAUCAGUGGGAACCAUGAUACUUUUCUGGAUCCAAGGACACGGCCUUCGCUGUCCGAACAGCACAGGACUGGAAGGCUCAAUUGGAAGAGGGUACACUACCUGCAGCACCGACGGUUGAGCCUAACGAUCAAGGUUGAGCCUAGAGAUGGCGAUCAGAUGGAAGUUACCACACCCUUGCUUGCAGCGGAGCCAGGUCAGAGGAGGAUACGAAUCUACGGCGCACCGCAUAUACCAGCGUGUGGAGACAUGAACGUGCAUGCCUUCCAGUAUGAGAGGGGUCGAGACGCCUGGUCAGAAACUGUGCCUGAAGACAUCGAUAUAUUGGUCACACACACACCGCCGAAAUACCAUUUGGAUCUAUCAUUACCGACAGGGAUCGGCUGCGAGCACCUCCUUGCUGAGGUCAGGCGCGUGAAGCCCACACUACACGUCUUCGGCCAUGUGCAUUGGGGCGCAGGGCAAACCGUAGUAUGGUGGGACAAAGCUCACGAUGCAUAUGUGCGAGGGCUUUCAAUCAAGUCCAAGUGGACGCGGGGUAUUCUGAAUUCAAAGCUUUGGUGGAAUGUGGUCAGGGUCGCCUACCGUGGCACAAGAGAGCUGCUCUGGGAUCGCGUGUGGGGUGGGCAGAGUCCAAACACUAUCAUGGUCAAUGCAGCUCAGACGCGUGGAAAUACAGGCAAGUUGGGCAAUUCUAUCCAAGUCGUCGACAUUUGAUAUCGUCCAUCACAUAAUACCCAAAGCAGUCGUAAUCGUAAUGUGUAAACCUCAUAAUCAACACAGCAGUAAGCACUUGAUUGUCGGGAACUCUUUUCGAACUAAAAAGGGUUCUGUUGAUUUAGCUUGACUACCUCGCAGGAGAAGCCAAGUACAACAAGGAGACCAGGCGAUUCGCCGUUCCCCGCGACUUUAUUUGAUUGUGGUCAUGAAACCAUAAAUCGUGCAUACCAUGCCAUGCCAUAUUCCACCACUGAGCCAAUGAUUUGCGCACAUG
This is a messenger RNA of Alternaria rosae, 1430 nucleotides long. Its product is annotated as metallophosphoesterase domain-containing protein 2. NCBI's taxonomy places the organism in Eukaryota, Fungi, Ascomycota, Dothideomycetes, Pleosporales, Pleosporaceae. Bases 110 to 1153 code for a protein of 347 amino acids. The transcript has a single exon. The record is from RefSeq and is a predicted model, not a curated record. Gene Ontology annotation, molecular function: hydrolase activity.